Molecule: messenger RNA, 1452 nt
Organism: Alnus glutinosa
Lineage: Eukaryota; Viridiplantae; Streptophyta; Magnoliopsida; Fagales; Betulaceae
Product: protein FLX-like 4
Exons: 4
Coding region: 329-1303 (324 amino acids)
Source: RefSeq, a predicted model, not a curated record
UAAAACACUUUGACCAUAUUUUUGGUCAUUUGUUGCAAGUCGGACAGAGUCAGAAUUCAGAAACAGUUUGAUUUGUUGUAAGUCGGUCGGAGAGACUCAGAAUUCAGAAACAGUUUUUGUAAAAACUCACUCGGUGUCUCGAACCCAUCCCCACCACCUUUUCCUCCGUGGGUGCAGAGUCUCUCCAUCCAUCACCGGCCCGAUGUUAAUCUCUGUUUACUGAAGUACACUUUUCCCUCCCACUAUGCCUCUGUAGGUGGCUGCACCCAAGGACUCUGAUUGUGUACGUUAUUGAUUUUUGUCCUCGUCUGAGUAGAUCUUCUCGCAGAUGGCUGCAAGAGGACAAAUUCCAUCAACCUUUGAGCGACGUUCUACCCAGACUCAAGGGAUGAUGCGGCAAAGUGCAUAUUCUGGUUUGCGCACUGCUGCUGGCCAACGCCUCUUGGAGCCACUGCCUCCUCCCGAACUGUUAGAGAAUAAAAUUGCUGUUCAGGCAGCAGAAAUAGAACGGCUUGCAGGGGAUAACCGUAGGUUGGCAGCCAGCCAUUUGACUUUGAAGCGGGAGCUUGUUGCUACUAUUCAGGAAGUAGAUAGAACCAAUGACCACAUUAGAAGCACCCAGAGUGAACAUGAUAUAGAAAGCAGGCGUUUGCUAGAUAAGAUUAGAAAAAUGCAAGCAGAUAUCAAAGCUGGUGAGGGUGUGAAGAAGGACCUGCAAAAAGCCCACAUGGAGGCUCGGAGCUUAGUUACUUCCAGACAAGAGCUGACUGCACAAGUUCAGAAGGCUACUCAGGAAAUGCAGAAAGCCCGCAUAGAUAUAAAGACUAUACCAGAUUUGCAUGCUGAACUUGACAGUUCGAGUCAGGAACACCAAAGGCUACGUGCUACAUUUGAGUAUGAAAAAGGAAUAAACAUAGAGCAAGUGGAGCAAUUGAAAGCAAUGGAGAAGAAUCUGAUUGGGAUGGCAAGAGAAGUGGAAAAGUUGCGUGCUGAGGUCUUGAAUGCUGAGAAGAGAGCAGCACUUGCUCCAAGCCAAUAUGGUGGUGGUCACAUGAAUCCAGAUUCUUUAUACCCACCUCCUAUACAAGGUGCUGGUGCCUAUAUUGAUGGCUAUGGGAGGCCUAUUGUUCAGUUGGCUGUUGGGCCUGCAGGAGAGGGGAUGAUUCCAUAUAGCAGCAGCAAUGCUGUAGCUGUCAGUGGUGCUGCUGUCCCGAGUGCUGGCAGUGGUGCUGUUCCUGGAGGAGCAUAUGAUCCCUCACUCAGAGGUGAACAUGAAGAAUCUGACAUUAGAGGCUAUUCAUAAGCUUUUCUGCCUUUGCUCUCAAUUUGUUGGUUUAGCAAUAUGAGGAGUUGAUUGGGUAAUGUUGUUUUAAAGGCUGUAGAUUAGGGCCCUCUCCAUAAUUAAUUACUCUUUUCAUUCAAGAUUAUAAAACUUUUAUUACUUUUACAGAA